Molecule: messenger RNA, 2037 nt
Organism: Erythranthe guttata (spotted monkey flower)
Lineage: Eukaryota; Viridiplantae; Streptophyta; Magnoliopsida; Lamiales; Phrymaceae
Gene: DLAH
Product: alpha/beta-Hydrolases superfamily protein
Biological process (GO): lipid metabolic process
Molecular function (GO): glycerophospholipase activity
Source: RefSeq, a predicted model, not a curated record
ACCACAAGACGAGACCAGCGCGUUAUAUAGCUUUGGUCAACAACUGCUUCAAAAAUAAAAAAAACAAAUACCAUGUUGUUGUACAUUUAAUCCUUUAAUUAAUCUAUUAUAAGGACUUAUUCAAAUACUUUUAUUAUUAAUAAUCCAUAAAUCCAGGUCAUUUCAAAGUCAGUCAUACCAAUAUACAAAAUAUAUAUAUAGGUAAAGCCUCCUUUCUUCUCACCAUCUUCAACUCUCAAAAGUAAAAGAACAAACAACUCCUCAAAAUGGCCACCGGAAAUGUAAUCCAUCACCACCACAACAUCGCCGCCUUCUGCAAGAACCGUCUUCCGGCGGCCGCCUCCACACACCAGCAAGCCACCACAAUCGACAAAAACGCACAUCGAAAGCCGCCUUCGAACAGAGCGAUCAAACUAGCGGAAUCAUUGUCCAACAUGUUGCAUAUCCACCUAGACACCACCACCACCGCCCAUAAAACCCUCAACAGAUCGAAUUUGAAUCUCUCCACCUUCCACGAGAAACACGACACUCCUGCCACGUCACCCAAAGAAGACAUCUCCGACAAAUGGCGCGAAUUCCACGGUUCCUCCGAUUGGCAGAACCUCCUCGAUCCCCUCCACCCCAGCCUCCGCCGCGAAAUCGUCAAGUACGGCGAGUUCGCGCAGGCAACCUACGACGCUUUCGACUUCGACCCCUUCUCCGAAUACUGCGGCAGCUGCAAGUACAACCGCCGCAAGCUUUUCGAGAAAUUGGGCCUAACCAAAAAUGGCUACAACGUGACCAAAUACGUACACGCAAUGUCCCACAUCGACUUGCCACAGUGGCUCGAGAAGUCGCACUUGGUCGAAACGUGGAGCAAAGACUCCAACUGGAUGGGGUUCGUCGCCGUCAGCGACGACCAGGAAUCCCGGCGGAUCGGCCGCCGGGACAUCGUCGUCUCGUGGCGGGGCACGGUGGCCCCGUCCGAGUGGUACGACAACAUGCAGCGAAAACUCGAGCCCAUCGGGCAAGGCGACGCGCGUGUCGAGCACGGAUUCCUCAGCAUCUACACCUCCAAGAGUUGCACCACGAGGUACAACAAAACAAGCGCGUCGGAACAAGUCAUGGCAGAAAUCAAGAAACUAGUAAAAUUCUACGAAAACAACGGCGAGCAAGUCAGCCUCACCAUCACAGGACACAGCCUCGGCGGCGCGUUGGCACUGAUCAACGCGUACGAGUCCGCCAAGAACUUCCCGGGCCUCCCGAUAAGCGUGGUCUCAUUCGCGGCCCCGCGCGUGGGGAACAUCGCCUUCCGGGACGAACUAUACCAAAUGGGGGUCAAAACAUUACGGGUCACUUCGAAACAGGACGUGGUGCCCCGAAUGCCCGGAUUCGUCCUCAACGAAAGCCUGCAGAGAUUCGAUGACAUCACCGGCACCCUGGAAUGGAUUUACACGCACGUGGGGGUGGAAUUGAAGCUCGACGUUCGAUCAUCUCCGUAUCUGAAAAAGGGUCUGAAUUUGGUCGGAUUCCACAUGCUGGAAACGUACCUACAUUUGGUUGACGGGUUUCACAGCAGCGAAUCGGGUUUCCGGGUCGAAGCUAGAAGGGACGUGGCGUUGGUGAAUAAGGAAUGCGAUAUGCUUGUUGAUGAACUCAGGAUACCUCACAGUUGGUACCAAUCCGCUAAUAAAGGGCUCAUCCAAAACCAUCAUGGUAGAUGGGUCAAACCCGUUAGAGACCCGGAAGAUGUACCGUCACCCACGGCGGUGGAUUCACGCGCUGGUGGUGUUCUUGAAUUGGAAUAUGUUUAAUUUGGCGCUUCAAUUUGAUUUUAGAACACAAAUUCUUUUUUGUUUUAUUUAUGUAAUAAAAAGUAACAUUGUACAUCACAAAUUCUUUGGACAGUGUUUUCAUGAGAAAGUAUUUAGAAAAGUAACAAUGUAAUAAAAAGUAACAUUGUACAUCACAUAUUUAUGCUUCACAUGUAAUUAAUUAAUUACAUGUGAAGCAUAAAUAUGUGUGUUGAUUUAAUUUGGUUAUAUUGAAUUAUAUUAA